Molecule: messenger RNA, 596 nt
Organism: Drosophila nasuta
Lineage: Eukaryota; Metazoa; Arthropoda; Insecta; Diptera; Drosophilidae
Exons: 3
Coding region: 30-515 (161 amino acids)
Biological process (GO): septate junction assembly; establishment of glial blood-brain barrier; regulation of tube length, open tracheal system
Cellular component (GO): plasma membrane
Source: RefSeq, a predicted model, not a curated record
GAAUCCAGAAAACUCUUUAAACUCUCAAGAUGGCCUGUCGCUGCAAGUACUUCGUAAAGCUGCUAAAUAAGUGCUGUUUCUGCUUCUCUCUGCGUACUGGCACCUUAUUGCUGGGAUGCGUAUUCCUGACAUGGUUCAUCUAUCUUUGCCUGGGCAGUGCCUUCAUGAUGGAAUGCAUCUUCCCCAAUGAGUAUAUGCGAGAGACAAAGGGGCCCCCGGCUGCCCCAAAGACAACAAUGGUCUUCUCCUUCUUUGGCAUCAUUGCGUCUGCAAUGGUUUGCAUCGGAGUGCACAAUAACAACGAGCUGCUUUUCGUACCAUUUCUGGCGUUAACACCGUUCUAUAUUUUCGCCCACGUUAUGGCCAUGAUAUUGUAUUCCUUCGUUUGGAUUAUAAUAACUCUAUUUGUAAUUACAAUUGUUGUUCUUAUCUACGCAUGGAUCGUGAUCUACUCCUAUUUCACCGAACUGCGCUAUGCGUAUGACGAAGAUCUGCCGCAACAAACUUAUAUUUGAGAUCAAUCAUUAGAUUUUUGAUCUCUUCAAACCAAUUGAUGUUCUUCCGGGCUAAAUAUAUAUGGUAAAUUGUGCAAGUGA